AUGUAUACAGUACGUUACAAAAAGGCACUACCAAUUUUGCCAUUUCCAGACGUAGACUGCACUAAUGCCGACAAAGGAACUAUUUAUUUCAUCAAAUUUUAUGCAAAUUUUAUCGUGUAUAAAUUUGGUUAUGAGAUGUAUAUGAUUUUCGUCCUUCUCUCAGCAGUAGUAGCUUCAAACAUCAUUUCUUUGCUGUCAAUAAUAAGCUUGGUAAUCUGCUUGUUAAUGGAUCGAUGGCGUGUUCGACGUAUAUUCUUGAUUUUUGUCUGCUAUCAUUUGUUUGUUCUCUUUUACUCUUUGCUCGCAUAUAUUGGUCCUGUACCUGGGAAAUGUUAUUACGAAAUACCUAUACAUCCAUAUUUUGCUCCCUAUUUUGCUUUCAUUAAUAAUGGACAGUAUCCAGUUAGUUCGCAACGGAAAUCAUCAUAUGCGAUUUACUGUUACUUUCUCAACGUUGGUGUCUCCAUCAUGCAAUAUUAUAAUUUCAAAAUCGAGCGUGUGGAAGGAGAUGGCGCUAGUGGCGGAUCGAAUGAUGGCAUUCUGCUAGCGCUUCAUCGAAAUGAGUCUCUUGAAUGUAAUCCUGCGCCUUAUUUCUUCUCUGCUCACGUCAAAGUAUUGGAUGAAUUGAAGCAAUGUGUAUGCUCGUAUUAUCACUGGGUUGUAUUGUUGCUCGUGCUAUCAGAUGGAAUACGUCUUUCAUCGCCAGUCUUUUUAUCAGCGGUUCUUAUUAUCCUUGCAUUUAUCAAUCUUUGGCGUGGUGCUGAUCUUUACCUCUCACAUCCAUCUGUUUUUAUCCGAAAAUGGCGUCUGAUAACAAUUUAUCUUCUUGCUGCAGUUUUCCUACGUAUUGCAGCGCUGGUCGGUGAUGGAUUAAUAGGACAUUUUUUAAUAUAUGACAAAACAAAUCAUUCAAUCAGCUAUGCGUCAUUUCAUGUGAUGUUAUCUUAUUUUUCAAAUUCUUCCGAAGACAAUACCACACCAUAUGGAGAAUUAAGCAUAAAUAGUUUUCUCUUCGAUGUGCUGACCUUCGCAGCGCUUCUAUUCCAACUUCGUCUGAUCAGUAGUUGGCACUUUCAACGAACCGUCAUUGAUACACGAGCUGAUCGAAUUGUAUGUUACAGAGGUGUUGUCCUUCAAACUCAGUUAAUUUACAAAGCAAUGACCUACCAUCAACAACGAGAUUAUCGUCGCUUGGAGAAAAUCAAACGUACUGUGGGAGCGAUGACGAAUCUCAAUCUAUCUUUUGGAGAGUGGUUUAUUGAGUGUGAGUUUUACCCCAAACACUGUCUAGCUACUGUCAUUGUUAGCACAUUUGUACAGGCGGAAUGGACAAAUUCGGAGGGAUAUAAUGAUCUUAAAAUUGGUAUAUUUUCGGAUUUUUCAGCAAUACGUGGAUGGAACGAGAAUUUAUUGCAUACGGUGGAUUCAGCAACAGAAAAUGUAGAGGAAACAACGUUUAGUAGUUAUUCGUAA
Molecule: messenger RNA, 1473 nt
Organism: Brugia pahangi
Lineage: Eukaryota; Metazoa; Nematoda; Chromadorea; Rhabditida; Onchocercidae
Source: the annotation of a GenBank genome assembly